GAUACACGGGUUCCAUCGAGAACGCAACUUGCUCACGCCAAGAGGAUGACCUACGCAUACGCAGAGAGAUUGGCACCAAGGUUCCGGAUGUUGACUAUGCCAUUGAGGUGCUUAUGUCAGCUGGGAUGUCAACACCAGCCUUACGCGGGAUUGCGCUGAAGGGCGUCUCGAUCCGCCAAGCCGCGAAUCCAGAGAUUGCGCUGCCGAUGCUGCUACUGGGAUCUUUCACCGUGCUUACUUCCACCCAGCUUGUACUGAAUACGAUUUUCCCCAGCAAGGCCCGGGAGCAUCCGGCUUGGAUGGUUACCACGAUUGCCGAGCGCAUGCUGACGCUGCUUCAGCUCCUGCGACAACCUAA
This is a messenger RNA of Symbiodinium pilosum, 358 nucleotides long. The record is from the annotation of a GenBank genome assembly. NCBI's taxonomy places the organism in Eukaryota, Dinophyceae, Suessiales, Symbiodiniaceae.